Molecule: messenger RNA, 2359 nt
Organism: Syzygium oleosum
Lineage: Eukaryota; Viridiplantae; Streptophyta; Magnoliopsida; Myrtales; Myrtaceae
Product: subtilisin-like protease SBT1.1
Exons: 1
Coding region: 6-2285 (759 amino acids)
Biological process (GO): proteolysis
Molecular function (GO): serine-type endopeptidase activity
Source: RefSeq, a predicted model, not a curated record
GUACAAUGAACUCUUGGACAUUCCUCCUAUUCCUAGCCUUCUUGAUCACUACCACAAAUGCUUCAGAGGACACAAAGACUUACAUUGUUCACAUGGAUAACACGAGAAUGUCCCAACCGAGUAACAUGGAUCAAGGGGACUCAAAGCAAUGGUAUGAAUCGAUCCUGGAGUCCAUCGCUGAAUCUUCUUCUUCUACCUCUCGGCUUCUUUAUGUCUAUGAAACUGCCAUCUCUGGGUUUGCCGCGAAGCUUUCAUCCGAGCAGCUUCGCUCGUUGACCAGAGUCGAUGGGUUCCUCUCUGCCACAGAAGAUGAAUUGCUUACUCUCCACACUACGCAUUCGCCCCAAUUUCUCGGCCUGCAAAAUGGAAGAGGAUUAUGGGAAGAGGCAAAGCUCAACUCCGACAUGAUAGUCGGUCUUAUCGAUACAGGAAUCUGGCCGGAGCACGUCAGUUUCCGAGACACGGGCAUGCCCGAAGUGCCAUCUCGGUGGAAAGGUGCUUGUGAAAGCGGCACAAACUUUUCAUCUUCGAACUGCAACAGAAAGCUCAUUGGCGCGAGGGCCUUCUUCAAGGGCUACGAAUCCGUUGUUGGAAAAAUCAAUGAGGCGACAGAUUACCGAUCUCCACGCGAUAGGCAGGGUCACGGGUCUCACACGGCCUCCACGGCUUCUGGUGAUCUUGUAAAAAAGGCAAGCUUGUUCGGCUUGGCCAAGGGAUCCGCCACCGGCAUGGAGUACACGGCUAGGAUUGCUGUCUACAAAGUUUGUUGGAGGCUGGGCUGCGCCAACUCGGACAUACUAGCCGCGAUGGACUGUGCCACAUUGGACGGUGUCGACGUGCUGUCACUUUCUUUAGGAGGCAUUGCAAGGCCUUAUUAUACAGAUACCAUUGCGAUAGCCUCGUUCAGUGCAGUCCAAAGAGGCGUUUUUGUGUCAUGCUCAGCAGGAAAUUCAGGGCCGAGCCCUUCGACCGUUAGCAAUGCCGCCCCGUGGAUAAUGACGGUUGCAGCCAGCUACCUUGACAGGAGCUUCCCGACGAAAGUCAAGCUCGGGGACGGCCAGACUUUCGAAGGAUCAUCCCUAUACUCAGGCAAGCCCACUGAGCAGCUCCCACUCGUGUACCGAGAGACUGCUGGUGGCAAAAGAGCCGAGUAUUGCACAGCAGGCACGUUGGACCCGAAGCUCGUCAACGGCAAAAUCGUCAUCUGUGACCGGGGGCUGAACAGCCGGACCGACAAGGGACAGCAAGUGAAGCUAGUGGGUGGAGCCGCAAUGAUCAUGCUCAACGACGAAAACGAAGGCGAAGAGACUCUGGCUGACGCCCACAUUUUGCCGGCCACCUCUGUAGGAGCCUCAGCAGCCAAAGCCAUCAAGCAGUACCUCAACUUAUCAGACAACCCGACUGCAUCAAUCUCUUUCCGAGGCACGGUGUACGGGUAUCGUGCACCGGUCAUGGCCGCGUUCUCUUCGAGGGGCCCCAGCCUGGUGGGUCCUGAAGUCAUCAAGCCCGAUGUCACCGCCCCGGGUGUUAAUAUACUGGCCGCAUGGACCCCGGUUACUGCCCCUUCACUCCUGAGGAGCGACAACCGUAGCGUGCUAUUCAACAUAAUCUCGGGCACUUCGAUGUCGUGCCCUCACGUCAGUGGCCUAGCCGCACUCCUAAAAUCGGUGCACAAGGACUGGUCACCGGCUGCUAUAAAAUCAGCCCUCAUGACCACAGCCUAUACUGUAGACAACAGGAGGGAACCCAUUUCCGAUAUCGGCUACGGCUUCGAGGUGGCGACACCGUUUGCAUUCGGGUCGGGCCACGUCGAUCCGGAGCAGGCCUCAAAUCCUGGACUGAUCUACGACAUAACGACCGUUGACUACCUGAAUCAUCUCUGCAGUCUCAAGUACAAAUCCUCGCAAAUAGCUCUCUUUGCAAAGACCAACUAUACCUGUCCUAGAAACGCAGCCGCGCAUCCUGGCGACCUGAACUACCCAUCCUUUGCUGUGCUGUUCAAGUACGGCGCUGGGAACGCGAUCGUUGCGCACAAGAGGACAGCGACGAAUGUCGGCAAUCCGAUGAGGAGGUACAGGGUGCAGGUGGAUGAACCCAACGGAGUGUCAGUGAUCGUCGAGCCGAGGAAUUUGGUUUUCGGGAAACUAGGAGAGAAGCAGAGUUACAAGGUGACUUUCGUGGCGCUAGGAGGAAGUUCUGUUCCCUCCAACUCGUCCUUCGGGUCGAUUGCUUGGAUCUCUGGGAGGUACAUCGUCAGGAGUCCCAUUGCUGUAACCUGGAACUAGAACUGGGAAUUUAGUAGAUCAGAGACCCGGAUUGGGUUUAAAGAUUUGCAAAGGAAGGGAAAAAUUCAAAAUCA